Theileria parva strain Muguga is the source of this 2502-nucleotide messenger RNA. Its product is annotated as SVSP family protein. Lineage: Eukaryota; Apicomplexa; Aconoidasida; Piroplasmida; Theileriidae. The record is from RefSeq and is a predicted model, not a curated record. The transcript is spliced from 2 exons. Bases 1 to 2502 code for a protein of 833 amino acids.
AUGAACAAAAAUAUUGUGUAUAAUUUUAUAUUAAUAUUUACAAUAAUUCAAUGUGUUGAAUCUCAAGACAACAAUCCUGAUCAGCCAGCUGAUGAAAAAGAAGAAGAUGAUGAGGACAAUUUUGAUGUUUUAGAUAUAGAUGAAAUCAUUCAGCAACGAAUUAGUCGUUUUGAUGAUCCUCAAUACCAACCACAAUAUCAACAAUUACAAGAAUCUCAAUAUCCAACCCAACCUCAAACUCAACCCCAACCUCAGACUCAGCCCCAACAUUAUCCAGGAUAUCAACCAGAACCAACAUAUUAUCAACGAGAAUCAUCAGAAUAUUAUACUUAUCAACCAGAACAACCACCUGUAGACCCUCUAGCUCAACCACAACAAUAUGAUCAAUAUCAACCUUACGUACCACCACAACCUCAACCCACUCAACCACAGUAUCAGUAUUAUGGACCUAGUCAACCCGCUCAACCAACUUAUCAGUAUUAUGUACCGGUAACUCAACCAUCAAUACCAUUGACUCAACCCACUCAACCAAGCUAUCAGUAUUAUGGACAACCACAACCUCAACCACCAGCAAUACUUUAUCCUACUCAACAACCACAACAACAGUAUUAUGGACAACCACUACCUCAAACACCAGCAAUACCUCAUCCCGCUCAACCAAGUUAUCAGUAUUAUAUAACACCAACUUAUCCUAUUCAACAACCAAGCUAUCAGUAUUAUAUAACACCAACUUAUCCUACUCAACAACCAAGCUAUCAGUAUUACGGGCCAGCUCCUACUCAAACACCUGAACAAUAUUAUGUACCACCAACUACUCAGCAUCAGGUAGCUCAACAACCAACUGAAUCAGUUAAAAGAAAAAGAACUCGAGAUAGUGAGGAUCAAGGUGAAGAAGAAGAUGAAGAAGAGUCUGUUAAACCAAUAGGGCCGUUACUUAAAAAAUAUGAUAUCAAAUUUUAUAAAAGAAGUCAUUUGGGAAAUCUUGUAGAAAUGACUGAAGAAGAAUGUUUUGUUAUAUAUGUCGAUAGAACUAAAACAAAAAUAAAAUUCAAAAAAGAUCUUGAGCAGAUAAGGUGUGAAGGUGAAAUUAUUUAUGUCCAUUCACAUGGAGAACCUUACUGUUCAUUACUAACUCAUAGUAAACCAACAAAUAUUUAUGUACUGAACAUCGGUCAAGGAUUUAUAUUAAUUAGGAAAGUUAAGGGAUCUUGGAUAAGAACUGAUCAUGUUAUUCCAGAUUUUGUCAAAUUCUACACACAAGACCCUUUAGGCAAUGAGGUCCUAUUAACUGAAGGAGACUAUAGUAUUGAUUUUACAUCAUGUGGAUCUUUUACAUAUGAGUUGCGCCCAGGUGUAAAAUGCUACAAAAUAGAAGUUAAGGAAAUAACUGCAUGGAAGAAAACUGAAGACGAUGAUGGCUUUCCUGAGUUUAUUUAUGUAUCACCAAAAUUUACCGUUAUAAUUAAGUUUAAAAAAUAUACUAAAACGUUAGAAAGAAGGAUUAGGAAAUAUCAACUCUUACGCAAUUAUCAACAAACUGUUAUCGGUAAUGGAGAUGACAGUGAUGAUGAAGAUAAUUUUGAUGUGAUUGCAAGUGGAAUUGAAAAUAUACUUGAAGAUGAAACAGCUGGAGAUUCAGUAGUCUCUAGAAGUGUUAUCGAACAUGGUCUAGGACAUAUAGUGUAUGAUUCAUAUGGAUCAGAAUCAAUUACAAAAACUCAAACAUCACCAGACGAAUUUAGUGAGUCUGAAUCAGAAGAUGAAGAAUCUGGGGAGGGAGAUGAGAAUUUCGAAGUAAAAGAGAUUUUUGAAAAAGCUGAAGAACAAUUCAAUGAAGAAGAAGGUUAUGAUGAAUGUAUAUUAGAACAAAUUAGAGGAGAUAAUGGUGGUUUACUGCCAGAGCUACCAUCAACUACUAUUAUAGGAUUAAAUGAUAAAGGCAAACUUUUUAAGUUAAAAAGAUCAGAUUGUUACUUAAUUAAAAAAAGUAGAAAUUUAGUUAAAUUUGAAUUCAGUACUCCAAUUGUAGAAAUUUUUCAUAACGGAAUGACUGUGUGGAAACACAAGGAUAUAAAAGAAAAACCAACGUGGAUGAGUUAUAAUAUAAAAGAUAAAGUUUAUAUUAUUGAUUGUGGGCCUAAAUUAGAGUCAUUCAGAUUUAUUAAAGAUCGGUGGAUUAGAAAAGGAAGACAAAUUCCUCAAAACAUUAAAUUGAUCAAAAUAACUAUAUUAGGUAAAGAAUUAGAAAUGACUGAUAAUGAUUAUGAUAUUGAACUCAGUUCAUCUGGAAAUAUUAAAUAUAUGAUUAAAAGAAAUAUUAAGUGUGUUAAGAUAAUUCGAAAGGAACUAGUGGUUUGGGAAAAGGAUCCUCAAGACAGUUUACUUAGAAUGGUGUCUAUCGGGGAAACAAAGUACAUUGUGCUUUACUUUGAUGAUUAUUUGUAUAUAUUAAAGAAAAAGCAAGGUAUAUAUGUUAAAGAUGCUAAAUUACAAAAAAAAUGA